Messenger RNA from Hylaeus volcanicus, 10139 nucleotides. It is a transcript of the gene osp, whose product is annotated as protein outspread. Gene Ontology annotation, cellular component: actin cytoskeleton. Gene Ontology annotation, biological process: actin filament organization. Gene Ontology annotation, molecular function: actin filament binding. The transcript is spliced from 17 exons. The record is from RefSeq and is a predicted model, not a curated record. Lineage: Eukaryota; Metazoa; Arthropoda; Insecta; Hymenoptera; Colletidae. The coding region runs from base 1138 to 7827 and encodes 2229 amino acids.
UGGACGUCCGCGGGAGCGUUCUGUCAUGGAGAGCGCGACGCGACGUGUCGUAAGUGUGCUCGAGUGUCGUCGUCGUCGUCGUCGUGGUCGUAGCCGUCGCGUGUGCAACGUCCCGGGAUUAUCUUAGUGACAGUCGACAGAGACAGGCGUGCGCGCGAGGAUAUCGUGGGUGCUCGUGGUGCUAGAAUCCAUCCAACGUAAACCGUGGCAGCCAAAUAAUCACGUCGCAACCACGUCCCUCCUAAAUCGAGGCGAUUUCGGAGCAACGAGAUCAGUGAUCCUCUAUCGAUCGACCGAUCGGCACGCACGCGUGUUCACGACGAAUUCGAUUCGUCGAACAAUCGAUAGAUUGGUGAACGGGUGCUGUGAUUUAACUACGGUGCACGCGAGUGUAUCUAUAAAUAGCUUGGUGUGAUUCGGAGUGGCCACGAUCCACGUGCUCUUUCGGAGCGGGUUUACGGGGAAAAGAUUGUCAACAAGAAACGAGCGUGGAAGACAAGGACAGAGUCAGCUGCCAAUCGGAGUCGAAAUCGAUGUCGACAACGGCACGCGUGUGUGUUCCGUCCGCGUGACAUCACACAUCGCGUAAACAUUCUCGGUAUUCGUUACGAAAUUUUGCGAAGGGCGUACGUCCUUGUGCAUUCUUCCUACCCCCCGGUUCGUGUACGUAAACAAAAACGGUGAACGUGAAUGCCGGUGGGAAGUGUCUCGCCGUAUAUACAUAAUCGCGUUACGCGAUAGUUUCGACGCGACUACUACGACUCUCGUGGUAUCUCGAAAGAUCGCGGAAUUUUCGUGUACAGGGGGGGACGAUUGCUCGCGAGCCGUGGUCCUCGCUCGUAAACGAGAAUACGAAAUCCUGUUAACUCGGAUCCGUUAACGUAACGGGUACCGAAGACCGGGCUGGCGGCUGGUGGCGAACGGAGCGAAAUCGCGCCGCGAAUAAAAGUGCUCGGGGAAACGAUUUGGUCGCUCGAACUCGGUUACGGAACGGAAACAUCGGAAGAAGAGGGAAUCGUGCACGAAAGGUGGAAGCGUUGCCCGCGGUUCUAAACGCCUGACGAAGGGGGCAGGGGGGGGGGGACGGAGAGGCGAAGGAUGCUGUCCGGUCGUCGCGGUUAAUUCGCACGUGUCGCGAUGUCGGGCGGCACGGCGGGCGUCCGUGGCACCGGCGCCGAGUGCAGGAAGUUCGCGCCGAACAUAUUCAACAAGAGCAAGUGCAGCAGCUGCUUCAAGCAGAAGGAGGAGCACAGCGCGGAGGCUCUGGAAUGCAACAGGGCCACGAGGAAGAUUUCAAAAUGCGGAUACCUGUUCGUCGCCCCCGGCUGGGACUUCUCGAAUCCGCUGAAUCGGACGAAGAGGUGGCAGAGAAGAUGGUUCGUCCUGUACGACGACGGGGAGCUGACGUACUCGGUGGACGAACACCCCGAGACGGUGCCACAAGCGAGGAUCGACAUGACCCGCGUGCUGGAGGUCGCCGCCGCGGAGGACGUCACAGGACAUCCUUACAGCCUUGCGGUGACCUCGCCAGAGGGCGUAACCUUCGUCAAGGGCACGUGCCGCGAGGAGACGAGAUGGUGGGCUGACGUGCUUCAGGUCUACUCCAGGAAUAAGGGUCGCCACAAGCGGAACGCGACGUUCCCCGGCGGACAGACGACCAUUCUUCAGGUCACCCCGACCAUCAGAAGCAACACCCCAAAUCCUCCACGGCCCCGUUUCAACAGCUGCCGGUCUGAGCCGCGCAGCAGCGCGUGGAUCCCGGAAACGGCCGUCACGACGGACCUGUGCCCUUCCGUGUUCUCCUCGUCGCCAUCGUUGGUGACCAGCAGCGUGGUGACGACGUCCACCAGCCCCACCAUGAGCAACGGGAACACGGAGGGCGGCAACGAGCACCGAAUGUCUCCUCUGAGGACCAGCACGCCUCUGGAGAACGGUAGCUACUUGACCUCCGCGACCUCGACGUCCUCCAUGAACGGCGGCGUCGCCAACGCCGUCUACUCCACCGCGUCGAGCACGAUAUCUUCGACGACGAUGUCGUCCACCACGUCCUCGUUGACGGAGAAACCGCCAAUCGUCCCCAGCGAGGGUAGAUCGAGCUACAGGGACCAACCAGCCAGCAGCGCGUCGCCACCGACCAGGGACAAGCUCAGAGCCGAGGACAAGGCCAGGCGCAGGAUGAAUCAGCACGGGGAACGAGCUACCAUUGGGAGUGGACCUGCCUGUCCCACUGAGAAACUAGACGACGACGCCUGUCGAAGAAUCCUUUUGGAGCACGAGAGGGAGAGGGAGGGCAAGCUGCGGGACAUCGCAGCCUCCCUGACCCAGCCCCGGGCUCGAAGGAUCAAACCCAGGACCUCCGAGCCAACGAGGGACGUCGUCGACGCGGCGAACGCUGCGUAUCAGGACAAGCUCAUCAGAGGAGACCCCGACGGAUGCGGCCUGGACAUUUCCGGCAUCAGAUACUCCCCCACGUCCGAGCUGAGGGUCGACCUGCCCGCGGAGGACCUGCUGAACAUCAAGAAGGGCUGGCUGAUGAAGCAAGGGCUAAACAAGGAAUGGAACAAGCACUGGUUCGUACUGAGAGGUUGCGGCCUCAUGUACUACAGAGAUCCCUGCGCGGAAGAUAAGGGUAUCAUGGACGGCGUCAUAGAUCUGAAUACCGUUACCGCCGUCACGCCCCUUCAAGUCGCAAGAAAUUAUGGAUUCCAGACUGUGGCCUGGGACGACCGAGGAUCCACCGUCCUGUCCGCCGUGACAGCUGGGAUCAGAGCGAGCUGGAUGUCCGCCAUCAGGAGGGCUGCCAACCUGCCCGAUCCUGACAACGCGGACGCCCUCGCGGUUUGCCAGGAUGGCCAGCAGGACACUCCACAGUCGCCUACCGCAUCCAUCACAGAUCGCGAGAGGGACUCCGUGGUACCCUCCACCUCUGUCACUCCUCGAUCAGUCCUGUUCUCCUCCGACGAAGAGUACAGGACAGCGUCGGAGGGUGGGAGACGAGAGUCAGGCGAUUGGUCCGAGGUGCCUGUUUCGCCGCCGUUGGUGAGGAACGGCGACUGGUCCGGGGCUCUGAAGGGCUCCAGCUGGUCGGACUCGGCGAAUCACGAGUGGUCCGAGCUACCCCCGUCGCCGCCGUUGACGAGAACGGCCCUGUCGCGGGUGAAGGCUCGAUCGAGGUCGAGUUCCAGGUCCAGGGUGUACAAGAGAAGUCGCAGCUCGCCACCUAGCUCGAGGAGGAGCACGUUAGACAGCGUGAGGUCGGAGGACCUCAUGAUGGCCUGCUGCGAGCUAGGCGAAGAUGAGGAGCAGACGAACGGUCACAUGCAAAGCAACAGCUGUCUAUCGAGUGCCAACGACAGCCCGUUGAUCGUCGAGCUGCUGGAGAACCAGGUGUCCCUGUUGCGCGAUCAGCUUGACCAGAAUCAGUCCCAUCCGAGUACGCUACUAGUCAUUAUCGAGCGUCAGGAGAGCGAGAUCGAGGGCUUGAAGUCACAGCUGAACGCGGCACGGGCCGACGUCGCCGACGCUGAGAAGGAGCUGUCCAGGUUGAGGCAGCAGAAGGCCGAGGCGUCCAUCAGGGAGAAACAGGUGGAGGAGCUGCUGAGCACGAUACAGAGGACGGAGCAUCAGAGGGACAAGGACCUGGAGGACCUGGAGAAAAUGAAGAAGAUGUACACCAGGGACAAGGAGAUGCUCGAGUGCAAGCUAUUGGAGACGGAGGCUAUCCUCAGGGAGACCAGCGAGAGGUGCGAGAUGUUGACGAAGGAGUUGGCGUCGAGUCACAGGACCGUCGAACACAUGCAGAUGGAGAUAGCUUCUCUGAGCGACAGGUUGUCGCAAGGAAUCGAGGAAAACGAUCGUCUCUAUGGGAAAGUGAGAGAAUUGGAGGAGAAGGGCGGGUUAUCCUCUUCGAGGGAGCGCGGGAGAAGCUUCGACUCACUCAGCGAUUUGACGAACAUCGAGCUAGAUCUGGACUUGAAUUCUCUGGACAAAGAAAGAAUCAUGGAAGAGUACGACGAGCUCCGAAGCCGAUUCGAGAAGGCCAUCCUGGAGAUCCGCGCGAUGCGCAAGGAGCUGCGCGAGGCACACGCGAUGCAGGACGCGUUGGAGCUGGAGAUGUUCACGCACAAACGCGAUGCGAGCAGCGUGAACGAGACCAAUCAGGCCCAGGUGCAACUGAUGGCCGCGAGGAUCCAGGAUCUGACGAACAAGCUCGCCGCCAGCGAGAAGCAAGUGAGGACGUUGAAGCAGAAGCUGACCAAGGUCGAGACCAGGGACAAGAGGAGAUCGCUGUCGCUGAAGGGUCGCGAGUCCUUCCAAAUAUCUCAGGAGAUGGAGGACAAGCUGCUGGACCUGGAGAACAAGAUCUGCGCGAUAGAACGCGGCAAGAGCAUCGCCACGUCCGUGACAACCGGAAGCAGCUCGAAGGAGUCGAGUCCCAAUCCAAAGAAAGAGAAAAGAAGGGAGAGCAAGAAUUUGGAUCGCACCAGACUGCGAAGGAAGUCGCUGGACAGCGCCACGAGCUCCGAACCGAUGAAGGUGCUGAUUAGAUUGAGCACGCUGGAGACGAAGGUCGCGAACGUGACAGAGAACAUGGCCAGCGACGCGGAGAAGGACUCCAGCGAGUGCAGCGAGGUCAGCGCUUCCUCUACCAGCGAGGUGUCUUUGGAGAUCAUCGCCAGGUUGAGGAAACUCGAGAGAGUCGUCUCAAAGUCGAAGAGGAGGCUGGAGAAGUGCCUGGGCUCCACCCAGGCGGAGGACAAAGCGGAGAAAUGUUUGCGCGAGGUGAACGACAUCCUGGACUCGUGUUUAGAAUGUAAGAAAAGCCAAGCUAGCGCUCAAGCGACCGAGUCAGUAGGAGUAGUGGUAUCUAGACUAGAAACUAUACUUAAGGAUAAGCUGAGCGAGCUCGCGGCGAGACGGCAGGUGCUCGCCAAGAACGAUCAGCUGGACGACAGAGAGAAGAUGAAGUUGAUCGCCGAGAGGGUGGCGUUCGAGUUCGUCGUUCUGAGACAGAUCAAGUGCGCGAUCGGCCGAACGUUCGACAGGAGCGCCGUUCUGAGUGAAUUGGUCGAAACUAGUCAGCUUGCCUCAAGCCUAAUGCGUAAGAUUCACGGAACUAAGCCCAAAACGUACCAAAACACGAGUUACAUUCAGUAUCUUACUAAAGUGUUAGCGAAUAAGUUAGUACUGGUAGGCGGUAUACCAGCGACGGAGACGUCGAAGGAGGUCUCCGCUGCGCGAAGCGAGAGCCUGAAUUUUCUGCUGCAGAAGCAGCGGGAGGUGAACGAUAUCAUGCGUCGAUACAAGGAGACGAAGCUGAGGCAGCUCGCGGAGGCUCUGGCCGCGGAGACGCUGAGCAUGUCCGAGCAAGAGGAUCUUGGCAAACAGGUGAGCAACUCCAACAAGAAACUGUUAGAGGACAGACGUAUUCGCGAGGCGUGGGCGUUGGCCCAAGAAACGGUCAGCAAGGAACUCGUGCAGGCAGAGGUAUCCCACGUGCUGAUGCGUUGCGGUCAGAUGUACGAGCAGAACGUCACGAGCAUCACCGACGCGUGCCUGAAUUUCGAGAGCGCCGAGAACGUCACGAUGGAAUCUUGGAUCGACGCCACGCAGAUGAGGCUUCGUCAAGAGAUGGAGCUCUCCACUCGCGAAUUGUCGGACGCUUACGAGGAGUGUCUACGUUUGAUGAAGAAAAACAAAACGUCGAUAGAGGCCAAGUACGAGUCCCGGCAGCUGUUGACGGACUACGCGGACGUGGUCGCGCACAAAGCUUUAAUCGAUGCCAGGAUCGGUCUUCUUCAGGAGAACACGAGACAGUUGGCUACCUUCCCUGGAGAGACUUUCGUAUCUAGUCUUAUCCGAAACGACGACCUCCUUUCUUCUCUGUUAGGAGACGAGCACGAGUUCCAAAGCAAUCCGAUUCUCGACGCAGAGUACAGUUACCUUUACCAGCAGUUCAGCAAGGAGUGCGAGGAGAGGAUAUCCGGAAAGCGUGGCUCGAAGGAGCAGCUCAAGAACGUCAGUCAGAGCCUACUCUACCUAGAGGAGGACCUUACCGAGCUGAGCAAACGCGUUCGAGACAAAGAGGGCGUCGAAAACGUCGCCUGGCUCAAGUCGACGGUGACGGUAACGGACUGGUCGAGCGUCUGCGAGAAGUGCUCCCAGCUGCGCGAGCAGAUCAAGAAGCUCAGCGAUUACAUCGACGGUUUGUCCUGCAAGCAGUGCGACCAGCUACAGGUGACCAUUCAGAGGAUAACCGCCGAGCACAACGAGGAACUGGACACCCUGAAGCGCAAUCAGGAAAGGGAUAUGAUGGACAUCAAGGGUGAAUUGGACAAUCAGAGGCAAUCGUUGACUUCUCAGUACGAGCAGGAAGCGGCGAGUCUGCGAGAAAAAGCCAGGAAGCUGGAGCACAGGCUGAACGCGAUGGAUUCCGAGCACUCUGCUCACGUGAACGAACUGAGGGCUGCUUAUCAGAGAUCUAUGAGCGCAGAAUUGGACACAGACGCGGAGACCCGCAAGAGGUAUAAAGAGGAGAUCAAACAGCUGCGAGCUUUGUGCGAGAAAGGAUUGCUCGCGAUGGAAAACUCUCAUAGACGCAUCAUCUCCGAAAUGGAGGAGAAGCAUCGACAAGAACUCGAGAACCUGAGAGUGGAGAAGGAACAGGCGCUCUCGGAGGAGACCCAGGCCACUCUGGCGGCCCUAGAUGCCAUGCGGAAGGCGCACGAGCACGAGGUGCAGAAGGAGAUAGCCAAGUUCAAGCAAGAGUUCCUUAAACAGAUGCAGGCGCGCGAGGACAUCGGCGUGCUUCACAAGGAACACGAGGAGGAAAUGGAGGAGAUAAAGCAGGAAAUUCUUUCUUUGUCCGCCAAGUAUUCCUCCAAGUGUGUGGAGACCGCGGCCAUGGAAGAGAAAGUAGGUUCCCUCACUAAGCAGCUCGCUCAAGCGCAACAACACAUCAUGCAAUUGGACGCGCGCAAUAAACAACUUAGAGCCCACUUGGUGUUGGAAACGAACGACAGCUCGAUCAACGACACGAUGCAGAUGCUGAGGGGUAGAGACGAGAUAGCCGAGCCUAGAGAGGAGAUACAUAGGCUGCAACAACUGAAGCAUGGGGACGCCCUUCGUGACACGUAUGGCGCGGCACCGAAAACUUCGUCGCCGAACUGCUCGCCGGCGUACUCGCCGCAGCGUGUCAGGAGUAAUCACGAGUACCCACCGAACCGGGCGGGUGGCGGCGAUGAGCAGAGAUUAAACGUCGAACGACCGAAAAGCUCGGUGUCCACGUCGCUGAAAACAGCGACGGACAAGCCAGCCGCGUUCUCGUACAAGGUCGAACGCAUAAAGUCCGUGUCGUUGCCUUACUCGAGUAACUUGGUUAGGCCGGGGAGUAGUUCUGGCGUACCGUCGCACGAUAGGAAAGAGGUGAGCUUAGGGCAAAAGAGUCAAGAGCGUAACGGUCUGGCCUCGCCACUUUGGGACAGCUUAAGACCCAGGAGCGGAUUGCCCCAUCAGUAUCAAGGUGGCACAACAGAGAUGCGAGUCGGCGGCUCUGGUACCCGGUGGCAGGACAUCAAGCAAAGUGAAAAGCAGCAACAAUCGAAGGCUCACGGCCUCCGUGCCGACGAUUCUCGCACGACCCGCCUCACCGCGGAACCCCCAGCUCUCUCCGUUGCAGAGCUGAUGAGGUCUCCAGCAGUGAGGUGGUCCAGCAGGAGCUGUCGCAGCUUGCCUCCCACGCCCUCGCCGAGUUACCAUCACCCGCUCCACCCCCCACUGCCAGCGGUGGGCAUGGUCGCCGAGAGGAAGAAACGCUUCGAGCUUUGAUCUCUGCCCCUAACGAUUCUGCAACUCGUAGAACAGUACCAGGUCCCGGGACUUAUCGACGUGACACCAGAAACUCGAUCGGAUCUCGUGUCGCCUAGCGUGCGCGAUAAUUUUCCUAUUGGUGCUAGACCGGUUGCUCGUUUGCGUGUGUCAUUUUGCCGCGUCGAGAACCUACGAUUCCAGAGAUGGGCGAAAUUCUUAUUCGAAAAUUUCAUUCGUUAAAUGAAACCUAGCAUUUGAAUUGAGAAAUGAAAUCACAUAUAUUAUACAUAUUUAUGUUCGAUCGAGCAUAGUAAUCACUACCGAAUAACGAACCAAUCGACGGAUGUUUAUCGACGUUAUUCGAUACUGUUACGUAGAUCAGAAUGCGCCCAUCUCCGCAGGUAACCCACAAGUAUUUCGUCACUGCCAUAGCGAUCGAGCUUCGACGGUAGAAUGGAGCGAGACGUAAUUUCGUGUCAAUUAAUCCGGUCGUUCGGGGUCGAGCUCGUCGCCACGUGACAAUAUUGAGCAUGUUUAUCAAGUAAACAUGAUUCAAUAACCGGAACGAGGCUCGAACCCCCGAUGGCCACGUUCACCAUCGCAGUCGGGAAACCGCGGAUUCGAUUGGACGUCCGUCGCGGCCCACGGGUCGUUUUCGAUGGGACGUUUUACCACUGGAACUUUUGCUAAGCUCGUUUACAAGGCUGCCGUGUCGCCAAACGGCCGUCGUUUGAUAUGCAUUUAGACUUUGAUACCACGAAUUUUUCCGUAGGUGCGAGUAGUAGGUCGUUUCGUUCGACCUUCGCGAGGAACGCGCAUUUUUUCGGGCAUUAUUUCACUGUCAAGCCGUUUCUCGUUCCGUAUAGUCGAUCCGUCGGUUCCGGAGUGCUGUAACUUUGUAGUAAAUCAGGAGAAAACUCGGUUUACCGCUCGGUUUCACUUCCCCCAUCACCGGUAACAACGCGGAGGUGGAGUAACUUAUAGACAACGUAUUGUGGGGGUAUCGGAAUAGCCUUGAACAGACAUUUACUUUCGUUCCAAUCGUGGUAAAUGCUGGACUUCCUUUAUUCCGGUUCUGUUUGCAACUGUAAUUGGAAUUGUAAUAAUACGGUUUGAAUCUAUCAUUAGAUUUCGCAACGAGAAACGGCUCAAAAAGCUACUGGUGCGAAGAGAGUACGGUAGAACGCCAAUUCUGGUCUAUUCGGAACAAAGAGGGUAGAAGAAGGAAUAGAGGCGAACCAGUCUACCUGUUGGAUUGCUUCCAUGUCUCGAAUACAAGAAUCUUUCAAAAAUAGUCAAGUAUAGAAAGUAGUGGAUCAAGAACGAGUUUUCUUUUGUUAUUAUUUUUAAACCAAGAACAUCAAGUACAAUUUUAGUCGCCAAAAUAGUUAAUACUAAACGAUAGCUGGUUUAUUUAAAUACGAUGGAGUUUCUUUCAAGAGGAUUCGACAGUUGCCCUUUAAUGGUGACGGCACGGGAUCGGUGGAGACCGGAAGUAGGCGUUCUACGUCACCGUACGAGUCAUAUAUACAUGUGUCGUGAUAGUUAACGCGAUGUAACGCGUACGUGUAUUGGUGUGAAAGCGUGCGAACGAAUACGUUCGUCGAAAUCGUUGAGUUUGUCCAAUUGCGCUGUGUUACGUUCUGAAAUCGAUUUCGUACAAUUACAAGAUCCGUUCGAUAUCUUGUGACUUUACGAGGGGGCUAAUUUACAAUCGACGAUCGGCUCAAAGUUCGUCGUUUAGGGAGGCUUCUAUAUUUUCAUUUGUUGACGUUUCGAUCGCUGCUAUAUUUUUUCACUUUCUCUCUCUCUCUUCUUUUUCUAUUUUCGAUUUGUUUUUGUAAAGUAAAAUAUUCUCAAGGAGCAAAAUCUAUUCUGUGUCUUCUCUCUGAUUUUUUUUUCUCUUCACCUCAGUCUCGUUAAUACGUUCGAGGAUCGAUAGAAAGUAUUUUUACGCUUGUUUCGCUCUUGUUAUGUAUAGAUUCUGCACAUAUGAAUAUUACGGCGUUGUCACGUUGCACUGUGUAUUACCGCGUUCUCUCAUUGUGUAAAUGUUUUUUUUUUUUUUUUAAUGAAUUUUUUCUUUUUUAAUCGUCGGAUCGCGAGCAUUUCUUUGAUGUUAAUACUGUAUAGUUUAUGACGUUUCAAUUUAAGGAGCAAAGUAUAAAUAGCCUAGAAAUUAACCCCUUCCAUAAUGAAAGUGGAUUGUUUAUAUAAUAUGUUAUUAUUGUAUUUCUAUAUUAUAUAUCGUCGCGGUUCGUUCCGGUGACGGUGUCGUUCGACGUGUCGUCAGCGACGUCAAAGUAAGCGAAACAAAAAAAAAAAAAGAA